This is a messenger RNA of Rasamsonia emersonii CBS 393.64, 1065 nucleotides long. RefSeq lists its product as uncharacterized. The transcript is spliced from 2 exons. Bases 1 to 1065 code for a protein of 354 amino acids. NCBI's taxonomy places the organism in Eukaryota, Fungi, Ascomycota, Eurotiomycetes, Eurotiales, Trichocomaceae. The record is from RefSeq and is a predicted model, not a curated record.
AUGCCCAUGAUGCCACCGGAUGCUAUCGCCUGGAGCCUGGAUAAUGGCCUGACUAGCACAGCCAACAAAUACAGAGCCCAACCUAGCAGAAGUUUCGGGCCAGUUUAUCGCCAAGUAUGCUGUGCUCGCUCCCCUGAGUGUUCACGGCAGGGUCACCACCAGGUGAACUGCACCAAUGUACCCGGGAUUCAAUGCGCACUUCUGGAUCCGGUCAAAGCCCGCUGGCCUAGGGAAGGGGGUGCAGCGUACGAGGUGGCUUUGCUAUGCAGGACAUUUAUGUGCAUGAAAAGAGCAGCGAUCCCUGUCCCGAUUACGUUGGAAGCGCAAGGAAGAAAUGGUAUCAGACAGCCUUAUAAAGGCGACGAGGCCACCUUUGAAACCGACAUGUUCCUUAGAGCUCAGUGCAUUCCCGUCUUUCCUCUCCUUUGGCCUCAGAACACACAGAAACAUUGGAUCUAUCUAUCUCAUUUACUUGUUGCAGAUAUUAUGUCAGAAGUCAGAUGCAGGUUGAGACUGUUCCAUUAUGCAACUUUGGGCAGCUUGUGGCUAACAUAUGUUCUGGUGGACAAAAUCACAGAAGCGGUCUCUAGUCAUACAGUCUUUCAAGAUUUGGGAGGCUCUUACAAUAUUGGAUCUCUCCCAAUGUCGACUACAUGGAGAGAUCAUGAGAUUAGAUCGAUAAUGAGCGGAGAAGAUGAAGGAGUCAAGGCAUUGCUUUGCAGAAUUUCCCCCUUUGAUGAAAUAUUUGCCGCUUCUCUGCGGAUAUCAGUGCCCCAAACCACCGUGGCGAAGAUCAAUUGGCGUUCAUUCCUUCCUGGUGGGCAGAAAUCUGGUGGUCCACUUAAUGUCGCCGAAGCCAUUUCCAACGAAAGCUGGAUGCGCUUCCACCAAGUGUCAUUCUGCUGGGUGCGUCUUUCGCUAGGCUUUGAAGACAAAGCUGUCGAAUCAUUCAAGUUCUGCUAUGAGGAACUGAGACUUCAUGUGUACCACUACCUGCGUACGCAUGUUGACAAAUGCCCUUGGUUCUUUGAAGUUGCUGAGGUAAGUGGAGAUAUCCCGCUAUAA